Penicillium chermesinum is the source of this 267-nucleotide messenger RNA. RefSeq lists its product as uncharacterized. Lineage: Eukaryota; Fungi; Ascomycota; Eurotiomycetes; Eurotiales; Aspergillaceae. Bases 1 to 267 code for a protein of 88 amino acids. The transcript has a single exon. The record is from RefSeq and is a predicted model, not a curated record.
AUGCCCCCAGGUCUCAUUCACCCUGCGCGUGUCCGCAUACCUUCUUCGCCCAAAACCCAUGGAGAUGCGUCCACGGGUGCUACGGACGCGCUGAGUCAUGUCGGUUAUCCCAACUUCCUUCUCUUCACUCUGCCCCUCACAAAAGUGGAGUAUAACUUGGUCACUCACAGGCAGGAAGAUGGGCAAUCUGGUAGGGUCAGUCACCGCCAGGAACAGCCUGCCAGAGUCAACAGGCACCGGUCGAAUGACGUAGAGAGAGGUGAUUGA